ACUAGCCUACCUGUGUCGUGCAUGGACCAACCUCUGAAUUCACCGUGUUGCGUGGCGCUGAAUCGGAAUAUCAGCAGUCUUACCUGACAAACUCCCGUUACUUUAAGUCGAGGAAUAGAACGUAACCUUGAAGUACGGGGACACCUGAACAAGAUAACUCACCUGUAGCGACGUCAUUGCUGUUUUUGUGGAGUGUGUGGGCUUGGGGAGAAAAAGAACGGACACGCACAGAGAAGAAAAACGGGAUAGAAGACUGAAACUGCGGAGCUACAAAGUUUGUUGUAGAGGUGGAGAACAGAAAGGAGGGAGGACUGCGGGAAGAAAGAGAAGGGAACGAUCCUUCCCGUUUUUUUUCUUUCACGAGGGGAAGGUAUAUUUUUGAGGUACUUUUUUCACCAGUUUACCUGGAGCGUAUUGAUUCUACACAAACUUGACCGAAGAGGACAGUGUAACCGUAAAAAAACGACCAUGCCGAGAGCCUUCCUGGUAAAGAAGGCGAGAUACUCGCCCUAUAAGCGGAACUGGAGCGAGUUGCCAGACGACGAGCGCGGGGACGUAUAUAUACCAGUGUCUGUCUUCCCCGUGCCCUUAUUGGAGGAAACUGAAGCCAGUCCAGCAGAGACCGCCCCCUGUCUCGCCACGACGACGCACUGCGAAUACACCAAAUACACACAGUCGCACUCGGUGCGCAGCGUGAUGACUCCUACAGCGGAGAUGCCCUCGUGCACGGUGCUGGGUCAACCCCAGAGCCCUGGUCGGGAGUUAGAGGUCACGGGGUUAGAGGUGAAGAGGAGGGCACAGAGCAGCACCUAUGUCCGCUCCAAAAUCAAGGUGACUACAGGUGAGCUACCCAGUCAGAUUCCAAUACCUCCCCAGCCUUCCAUCCCCGAAAUCACCACCACACCUGUUUCCUUGACGACGUCCCCUACUGCCCUGGUCUCCACAGUAACGAAGUCAGGGACAGGUGCUCAGGCGUCGUUUGUGUGCAAGAUGUGUCAGAAGGUGUUCCAGUACCAGAGGAUGUUGAACCGACACCUGAAGUGUCACAGUGAUACUAAGAGACACCUGUGUAACCACUGUGGUAAAGGAUUCAACGACACCUUCGACCUGAAGAGACACGUCAGAACACACACAGGAGUGCGUCCCUACAAGUGCUCUCUGUGUGACAAGGCCUUCACCCAGCGCUGCUCUCUAGAGUCUCACAUGAAGAAGAUCCACAGUGUGACCCUGCAGUACGCCUAUAAAGAGAGACGCAACAAACUCUACGUCUGUGAGGAGUGUGGCCACACCGCCCCUUCCCAGGAUACACUGCUCAAACACUACCACUCCCUCCAUCCCAACUCCGCCUUCCUGAGGGGGAAGGGGCUGAAAGGGGGUAGAGGGGCAGAGGGGGAGGAGUCGAUGCCUGGGUCGCCACUUUCGAAUGACCAGGAUAGUGAUGAUACUACAGGGUCUGGGGUGCAGUAGAAAGAAGGGGCUGAAGGAGGGGGGAAGGGUAGGAAUACAACGGUUGUCUUUGUCGAAACUGUCGUCGGGUAAAUCUGAAACGUUAAGGGAACGUCCAUUUUAAAUAUGAGACCUGUUGAGAUUAGGAUUGAGAUUAUGCCCAGUUUGAGAUUAUUCUGGGUUUCACCUGGAACUCUCCUCCCGAUGUAGAUUAUCUGUACAAAAAAUACAAAAAAACACAACUCUAUAUAUUCAGUAAAGGGAUUAAUAUAUUUAAAUAUGUACGUUGCUAUGAAUUUAUACAGUGUGUUUUAAUGCAUUUGAUUGAUGAAAAUAACCUAUGUUUGUUUUGGGGUUUACACUCCUGAAAGUUCCAAAUGGUGGUUUAUGGGAAAUCUUUUGCACAUCUACUGUACACUGUAGUACUACUAUAAGAUGUCGUAUCUACUGCAAUGCCAAGGUUGACCUCAAUUCCUUUUCAAUUCCAGUCAAUUCAGAAUAUACACUGUAAUUCUAAUUCUCUUCAAUGCUUUUUGAGGAAAAUUCAUUCUGAAUUAACUAUAACUGUACAAUUUGAAAUGGAAUUGACCCCUAACCCUUGUCUUAUACAACUGUAACGACUGUUGAAAGAAAGAGAUUGUGAAACAAAGUGCCGGUCAUGUUUACAUUCAUAUCCAAUAGGACUUGGAAAGGAUCCAACUUCUACAGAAGAGAUUACUACUUGCAUACUGGAAAAGCACAGUGAGAUUAUUCUAGCCUGGUCCCAGGUCUGUUUGUGCUGUAUAGCCACCUCCACUCCACUAUAGCCUGGUCCCAGGUCUGUUUGUGCUAUAUAGCCAUCUCCACUCCACUAUAGCCUGGUCCCAGGUCUGUUUGUGCUAUAUAGCCAUCUCCCCUCCACUAUAGCCUGGUCCCAGGUCUGUUUGUGCUAUAUAGCCAUCUCCCCUCCACUAUAGCCUGGUCCCAGGUCUGUUUGUGUUGUAUAGCCAUCUCCCCUCCACUAUAGCCUGGUCCCAGGUCUGUUUGUGCUAUAUAGCCAUCUCCCCUCCACUAUAGCCUGGUCCCAGGUCUGUUUGUGUUGUAUAGCCAUCUCCACUCCACUAUAGCCUGGUCCCAGGUCUGUUUGUGUUGUAUAGCCAUCUCCACUCCACUAUAGCCUGGUCCCAGGUCUGUUUGUGUUUUAUAGCCAUCUCCACUCUACUAUAGCCUGGUCCCAGGUCUGUUUGUGUUGUAUAGCCAUCUCCACUCUACUAUAGCCUGGUCCCAGGUCUGUUUGUGUUGUAUAGCCAUCUCCACUCCACUAUAGCCUGGUCCCAGGUCUGUUUGUGUUGUAUAGCCAUCUCCCCUCCACUAUAGCCUGGUCCCAGGUCUGUUUGUGUUGUAUAGCCAUCUCCACUAUAGCUUGGUCCCAGGUCUGUUUGUGUUGUAUAGCCAUCUCCCCUCCACUAUAGCCUGGUCCCAGGUCUGUUUGUGUUGUAUAGCCCUCUCCCCUCCACUAUAGCCUGGUCCCAGGUAUGUUUGUGUUGUAUAGCCAUCUCCCCUCCACUAUAGCCUGGUCCCAGGUCUGUUUGUGUUGUAUAGCCAUCUCCCCUCCACUAUAGCCUGGUCCCAGGUAUGUUUGUGUCGUAUAGCCAUCUCCCCUCCACUAUAGCCUGGUCCCAGAUCUGUUUGUGCUAUACAGCCAUCUCCUGUGGUGUUUGACAAGACUAUAUCCAUAGAAUUGGCAAGACAAUACACAGAUCUUGUACCAGGCUAAGAUUGUAUAGGAUUUACAUACUGAUUCUCAGGUUAGAAUACACUCCACUAUAUAAUGCUGUUGGUUUUGAUAUGUUUUCUAUUAGUGGGGUCAAUGUGUUUGAACUUGUUCUGCUUGUUUUCAUAUAUAUUUUUUCUAUAAAAGUGUUUGUUGUUGUUAUUGUUUAUGAGUGUGAUUUCAGCACUUGAUUCUUGGUGUGUAUAAGUGCCUGACUACUCAUAAGGGAAAGACAACCAAAAGGGUACAGAAUGAUAUUAUACUGUACUUUCUAUAACUGUACAAUAUAGUACAUACACUGAAAUAUAUAUAAAGAGGUUUUUCUAUUUAUGAACAGGUGUUUGAUUACUAUAUUAAUGGGGUUUUUGUUUUCUGUGAAUAUAUAUAUUUUUUUUACAAAUCAUUCUAAUGUGACUUGUAUCAAAUUGUAUUUUAAUUAUAUUUAUCAGAACUCGGAAACUCUGAAAUGUCUAAAUUGGAAACUCGUUGUAGAAAAAUUAAGUCCAAUUUUUGGUUCCACUAGGAAAGUAUCAUAAUCAACCAAUUGGAAGCGCUACGUAAAAAAAAAAAAAAACGUAUGCAAAUUUGAACCCUUGAGGUUCUGAUUUUCCGAGUUGUCUUGAAUGCGGCAUUUCAAAGACUUUCUUCCCUUGUUGCCAGACUUGUUUAAGGUCUUGUUUUCCUGGUGUGUUUGAUGGGUGUGGUGGGUUGUGGAUGCUGCUGUAUAUUCAGUGACUCUUACUUUGACAAUCAUGGUGAGGUUGGUUGUUGCUCAAUAUUAAAUCUGUUUCCUGUAAAGUA
This is a messenger RNA of Oncorhynchus kisutch (coho salmon), 4000 nucleotides long. RefSeq names its product putative transcription factor Ovo-like 1. Gene Ontology annotation, biological process: epidermal cell differentiation; regulation of transcription by RNA polymerase II. Gene Ontology annotation, cellular component: nucleus. The transcript is spliced from 5 exons. NCBI's taxonomy places the organism in Eukaryota, Metazoa, Chordata, Actinopteri, Salmoniformes, Salmonidae. The record is from RefSeq and is a predicted model, not a curated record. Bases 469 to 1467 code for a protein of 332 amino acids. Gene Ontology annotation, molecular function: RNA polymerase II cis-regulatory region sequence-specific DNA binding; DNA-binding transcription factor activity, RNA polymerase II-specific.